AUGACUCUUCCACGAAGGCCACCACCACCACGCACACCUCGAAAACCGCCCAAGCUUGCUCAGCACUGGGACCGACCACCCGCCGAUCCGGAAGAGGUGUUUGAUGUACAGUCCAUCUCUUCAGACGACGAGAGCACCACCACUCCAUCUGCUGCGUCAACAGCAAAAAUGCCCUCUACGACUGCGAGGGCUUCUGCCGCUCCUGCCCGAGCGUCGCGGUCCAAGCAGCACCUCCCCCCAAAAGACGUCAUCGAGAUUUCAACCGACGAAUCGGUAGCCCACCAAGACGAGGCACUCGACGACAUGGAAAUGUCUGAUUUCGAAGAUGUCGAUCCUGCUGCGCCUGCAACCACUGGUGCAUCGAGCGCAGCCAGCGAAGACCUCGACAUGGAAGACGUCGACCUGGAUGCAGACCAAUCUGCGCAGGAUUUGCAUGACAUGUACGCAGCUGCAUACCGCGAGGUGCAAGCAAAGUACGACAACAGUACCGGCACUGGCGAAGACGAAUACGAAGGCUCAGACGACGAAGAAGGCCGCAAUCAGGACGACGACGCUUCGGCAGGCUCCAAACCCAUCCCCAUCUUCAAGGAUGGCAAGGGUCAGCAUCGUGGCGUCGAAAUCUCUGUCGGAAGCCAUUCAACCAAACAGACCAACUCUUCCAAGCAAAAGUCGAACAACUUCCUCACCCCUCGUGACCGACAGAACCGUAUCACCGCUCACAAGCUCCUCGUUCUCUCUAUGCUAGCUCACGCUCGCGUCCGCAACAAAUGGUGCAAUGACGCCGAGCUCCGUGACACACUCGCCCAUUCGGUGCCCGAGUUUCUCAUCACCAAGCUUCGUUCCAUCCAUCCCAAAAAGGUCACUGAACAACGCGAAAGGAUCCGCAUGUUUGAGAGCUUCCUCUCGGAGCUCGUUCGAUGGUGGUCCUCGCGUUUCCGACUGGAUCCUACCAUGGUUGCCAGCUCUGCCCUUCGACAGCCCGAUCAGGAUAUUGCUACAGGCGUUCUACCUGGUUCUGGUCGUAGGAUCGAUGGCUGGAUUGUAGAGACAGCUUCAGAACGAGAGCAGCGUCAUCGACGCGAACAAAGAGAGCAACAACGAUACAAGCAAGAAUGCGAGCGGCAAGCCACAUCUGUCGAGGCUUCAAAUGGUAACAGCAAAGGUAAAGCCAAAGCCAAAGCCAGAGACAAUGCUAACAACGACUCAACAUCUACCGGCUCCGCAACGCUCCAGCCACCAACCAAGGCGAUGGAAAUCACCAUCUUCGCGCCAGGCCCCGUCAUCCGUCCCAUCUUCCUUCGCCUUCUUCCCGCAGCCGAGCACAUUGUAUCGCCGGCAGGGCUCAGAGAGCGCGCAGAGCAACGAUCAGGGUCGCGAGAGACAAGUGCUCAGCUGUUUUGCGCACUUUGUCGCUCCAUCGGUAUUCCUGCUCGACUCGUUGUCAGUCCACAGCCUCUGUCGUGGAGCGUGGGUGCAAGUAAGCUUGCCAACACUACUCAACCUGGCAGCCUAGCCGACAAGAAGCCGAACCAGCUUCGCGUUCGCGCGAAAAAGUCGGCAUCUCAUCGGUUCGCAUCAAAGCCCAUUAAUGAGCUCACCUCUGACGAUGACGAUGACGACGACCACAGCGUCUCGGCAGCAUCCUCAUCUGCGCAUACCAAGGGCAUGUCCAAUGUAAUCAGCGUCGGCUCGCGCUCGUCUGCAGACGAGGCAACCGCGAGCGACUCCAGUACCGGCAAGCAGAUUACCAGCAGUACCAAGGGUUCUGCUGGCCUCACCAAGAAGGCGGUGCUAGGCGCGGCGGCCAAGACGUCUAGCCACCACAACAACGUCAGUCGUGGCCAUCGUAGCCAACCAAUCUCCGUCGAUGAUACAGCUUCGGACAUCUCGUCUGGUCGAUCCGUAAACGAUGCCAGGAAAGCUGGAGCAAGCCGUAAAACAAGCGGCACUUCCUCGACCAAAAACAAAGGCAAGGCGAGGCAAGUCGAUGUCGUCGAUGCGGAUCCGGCCGGCUUGCAAGACGAAGAGCACGACGACUACCGUCCCGAGAAGUGGAAACAUCUCAAAACGCCUCUCCAAGUCGAGCACAAGGUGAAGCUUCGGCCGUUACGUCCCAAACAGCUCAAAAACUCGGAGGUGGCUAGCGAAGAUACAUGGGCGGAUCCGGUGGAUCUGCAAGCGCCGCCCACCAUGUGGGUUGAAGUGUUUUCCAAGCCGUACCAAAAGUGGAUUACGGUAGACCCGAUUCGGUGCAUGAUCAGACCUUGCGGCAACCGGCACAUGGAACCAGCGGCGUUCGACCGACAGAACAAGCUGCUCUAUGUGGUGGCAUUCGAAGAGGACGGCUACGCACGCGAUGUGACGGCGCGAUACACAAAGACGCUCAACUCGCGUGUUUCUAGGUUGCGACCUCCGACACGGUGCAAAGGUGAGGAGGAUUGGUGGACGCGAGUGGUGCGUGGCAUUCAUCGGCCGCAAAGGCUGGAUCGCGAUGCGAUGGAAGAUGCUGAGCUGCAGGACAACAGUUCGCGCGAACCGAUGCCUUCAUCGAUAAACGCGUUCAAGGACCACCCGAUCUACUUUAUCGAGAAGUUUCUGAAGCGCGACGAGGUGGUUUUCCCUCGUCGACAGAUUGCCACGUUUCAGGGUAUGGCGGUGUUCCGCAAGGCUGACGUGCAGACUCUGCGUUCGUCUCGGCAGUGGUAUAACGAGGGUCGGGUGUCAAAGAAGGCGAGGGGCGCUCAAGUUGUCAAGUCGCGCGGAAU
Messenger RNA from Mycosarcoma maydis (corn smut), 2765 nucleotides. RefSeq lists its product as uncharacterized. Gene Ontology annotation, molecular function: single-stranded DNA binding; damaged DNA binding. The record is from RefSeq and is a predicted model, not a curated record. The transcript has a single exon. The annotation marks the transcript as partial. Gene Ontology annotation, biological process: mismatch repair; nucleotide-excision repair. NCBI's taxonomy places the organism in Eukaryota, Fungi, Basidiomycota, Ustilaginomycetes, Ustilaginales. Gene Ontology annotation, cellular component: nucleus; nucleotide-excision repair factor 2 complex; XPC complex.